UAAAAACAUGUAAACAUUUGAAAAAUCGAAAGCGAAAAUAACUAACUGAAGUGACAGGCCAACGUAGAUCCUGUUGGCUGCUAUUGGAGCAGUUAAUCUGAGUGUGUUCCUCAACUUCCCGUAUGAGCAGCUCUCCUUCUUUAAAGAAAGCAAAAAAGUUCAUCGGGGCAUCGGACCUGGAGAACAGCACCUCGAUGCUGGGGGACGCGUCUGUGUGAGGUGCACCCGCUUUGUGAACCCCACCAUCCCCGGAGUACCCGCGGAGCCCGCUGGCUCUGCUCCCCCGGCCGCCGCCCAAGCUUUCUGCAGGGUGCACCCAGGAGGUUAAGAAAUCAUGGCAGCUGUUAACAGUGACAAAAACCAAGUUAUUCAAGAACUAAAGCCAGAUAAAGAACUUAUGAAAGAUGGACAAGACAAGGGAUUAAUUGAUAAAAUUGUGAAGGAAAAUGAUCAGUUCAAGGAGGAGAUCCAAAAACUGGAAGCUGAGCUACAAGAGGCUGAUAGAAGUUCCCAGAUUAAAGAGGAUAUUCCUGACUUUAAACUAAAAUUCACAUCUGUAGAGAAUCCUGAAGAUACUGGAAGGUUUUUAAAUGUCUCCUGCGCAUUUCAAGUGAAUUCUCAAAUCUCUUAUGAGCUACAAAAAGGACAAGCUCUUAUCACCUUUGAAAAAGAAGAAGUUGCCCAGAAUGUGAUUAGAAUAGGGAAACAUCAAGUGACUAUCGAUGAUGUAACUGUGGAAGUGACGGCCAACUCUGUUCCAUUAAACUCAGGAGUCAGAUUCCAGUUUCAUGUGGAAGUUUCUAAGAUGAAGAUCAAUAUCACUGGAAUUCCUGAUGUACUGCCUGAAAAUCUCAUGAGAGACAAGCUAGAACUAACCUUUUAUAAGUCCCAAAAUGGCGGUGGAGAGGUGAAACAUGUGGAAUAUGAUAAGGAGUCUGGAAGUGCUGUCAUCACAUUUGUGGAAAGUGGAGUUGCUGAUAGGAUUUUGAAAAAGAAAAAUCAUUUUCUUUAUCUAAAUCAGGAUCGCCAUCAAGUUACUGUCUCUCCAUUUAUAGAAACAUCCUUGAAAAAAUUUCAGGUGUUCUCGGGAAUAUCAAAGAGAACAGUGUUGCUGACUGGAAUGGAAGUGAUUCUGACCAGCGAUGAGGAACUUGUGGAAGAUUUCGUGGGCAUUCAUUUUCAACGGGAGAAGAAUGGAGGAGGAGAAGUAGAAGUCGUCAAAUGCUCUUUAGAUCAGCCUUACCUAGCUUUCUUUGAAGAACAGAGGGAAUCACAUAAAAGCCUCUGAGCCCAAUUACUUUCAAUAUUGAACCAAAUGU
Molecule: messenger RNA, 1319 nt
Organism: Suncus etruscus (white-toothed pygmy shrew)
Lineage: Eukaryota; Metazoa; Chordata; Mammalia; Eulipotyphla; Soricidae
Gene: NMI
Product: N-myc and STAT interactor
Exons: 8
Coding region: 335-1288 (317 amino acids)
Cellular component (GO): cytoplasm
Molecular function (GO): nucleic acid binding
Source: RefSeq, a predicted model, not a curated record